GAGAGUCGUGAGGGAUUGAGCACUGCUCUCCUCACUCCCAACUCUCUAUUAUUCAGAUCAUCAAAACAGCGACUACUAGACUUUUCUAUCAUGCACCGGCACAUGCAGGUGCCGAUGGAUCAUUUAUGACCAUGAGAGCCACUUUCGUUCAUGCAUUGAAUAGGCCUUUGGCAGUUUAUGAUGUGAUGUGGAGGGUGUAAGGUGGCACCAUGGCUGCGAUGAUACCUCCAGUAAAACUCAAAUGGCUGGAGCACCUAAACAGCUCCUGGAUCUCAGAGGACAGUGAGUCCAUCUCCACUCGUGAGGGCGUGGCGCUGCUCUAUGGGAAACUGCUGACCAAUAAGGAGGUGGUGGUCCUCCCUCAGCAGGUGCUCUGUCUGAAGGGCCCUCAACUGCCGGACUUUGAGCGAGAGUGUCUGUCCAGUGAUGAACAGGAGCAUUAUCUGGACGCUCUGCUGGCCAGUCAACUCGCUCUGGCCAAGACGGUGUGCUCGGACUCGCCGUUCGCCACUGCCCUCCGCAAACGCCUGCUGGUCCUGCAGCGAGUUUUUUAUGCACUUUCUAACAAAUACCAUGACAAAGGCAAAGUCAAACAGCAGCAGCACUCGACUGAAAAUACUAUGGGUUCUGCGGACUUGCAAGCGGUUAGCGAGCGGCCGCGCUCUAGCACAGAUGCUCUUAUUGAAAUGGGUGUUCGGACGGGUCUAAGCUUGCUUUUUGCUUUGCUCCGACAAAGCUGGACGCUGCCUCCAGCCGGUCCUGGCAUCAACCUUUGCAAUGAUGUCAUCACCACAGCCAUUGAAGUAGUUGGUUCGCUUCCGCCGUUGUCUUUGGCCAACGAGAGCAAGAUCCCACCCAUGGGUUUGGACUGCUUGGCUCAGGUCACCACGUUUCUGAAAGGCGUGACCAUGCGGAACUCAGGGGCCGAUGUGGUUGGACGAAGGUUAGCGUGUGAGCUUCUGUUAGGCUUGGCGGCGCAGCGAGGGUCUCUGCGGUACCUGCUGGAGUGGGUUGAGAUGGCUCUCGCUGCAUCAGCCGGAGUCAGCAGUCUGGAGCAGAGCCAGGAGGGGCUGAUGGGAUAUGACUGCUUCAUGAACAUUCUGAUGCAGAUGAGACGCUCACUGGGUUCUUCUGCUGACCGGAGCCAGUGGAGAGAACCGACCCGCACUGCUGAUGGCCUCUGUUCCUUAUAUGAAGCUGCACUUUGUCUGUUUGAGGAGGUGUGCCGCAUGGCUUCGGACUACUCGAGAACAUGUGCAAGUCCGGACAGCAUCCAGGCGGGUGAAGCAGCCAUGGUAUCUGAGACCUGCGAGGUCUAUGUGUGGGGCAGCAAUAGUAGCCAUCAGCUUGUAGAGGGAACUCAAGAGAAGAUCCUCCAGCCCAAACUUGCUCCCAGCUUCAGUGAUGCACAAACGAUUGAAGCCGGCCAGUACUGCACGUUCGUCAUCUCCUCCGACGGGUCAGUGCGAGCGUGUGGAAAGGGCAGUUAUGGUCGCCUCGGACUGGGAGACUCAAACAACCAGUCCACUCUUAAGAAGCUGACCUUCGAACCUCACCGCGCCAUUAAGAAAGUUUCAUCAUCCAAAGGCUCAGACGGCCACACAUUAGCGUUCACUAGUGAGGGUGAGGUGUUCAGCUGGGGCGAUGGAGACUAUGGGAAACUGGGUCACGGAAACAGCUCUACUCAAAAAUACCCCAAACUGAUCCAGGGCCCUCUACAAGGAAAGGUGGUGGUUUGUGUUUCUGCAGGCUACAGACACAGUGCUGCUGUCAGUGAGGAUGGAGAGCUCUACACCUGGGGAGAGGGCGACUUUGGGCGAUUAGGUCAUGGUGACAGCAACAGCAGGAACAUUCCCACACUAGUUAAAGACAUCAGUAAUGUGGGUGAGGUGUCCUGUGGAAGCUCCCACACCAUUGCUCUGUCGAAAGAUGGACGCACAGUUUGGUCCUUUGGAGGUGGAGACAAUGGGAAACUGGGUCAUGGUGACACCAAUCGAGUGUAUAAACCCAAGGUGGUAGAGGCACUGCAGGGAAUGUUCAUACGCAAAGUGUGUGCUGGCAGUCAGUCAUCUCUGGCUCUCACCUCUACUGGUCAGGUGUACGCUUGGGGCUGUGGUGCGUGUCUUGGCUGUGGUUCAUCGGAGGCCACGGCUUUAAGACCAAAACUGAUUGAGGAACUUGCCACCACCAGAGUAGUGGACAUCUCUAUAGGAGACAGCCACUGCCUCGCUUUAUCACAUGACAAUGAAGUUUAUGCCUGGGGAAAUAACUCCAUGGGUCAGUGCGGUCAAGGGAAUUCCACGGGCCCCAUCACCAAACCUAAAAAGGUGAUUGGUUUAGAUGGAGUGGCCAUUCAGCAGAUCUCUGCUGGCACCUCCCACAGUCUGGCUUGGACUGCCCUCCCGAGAGACAGGCAGGUGGUAGCUUGGCAUCGGCCGUACUGUGUGGACCUGGAAGAAAGCACUUUCUCUCACCUCCGCUCAUUUCUGGAACGAUACUGUGAUGGCAUCAACAAUGAGAUCCCACCUCUGCCUUUUCCAUCUUCCAAGGAGCAUCAUAACUUCUUAAAACUUUGUCUACGGCUCUUAUCCAAUCACCUUGCUCUAGCGUUGGCAGGGGGCGUGGCCACCAGCAUCUUGGGCCGACAAGCGCGUCCUCUUCGCAAUCUGCUUUUCCGAUUGAUGGAUGCAUCAGUGCCAGAUGAAAUCCAGGAGGCUGUCAUUGAGACUCUCUCUGUGGGAGCAACAAUGCUACUGCCUCCUCUGAGAGAGAGAAUGGAGCUACUGCAUUCACUCCUUCCUCAAGGACCAGACCGCUGGGAGAGCCUCUCCAAAGGACAGAGGAUGCAGCUGGACAUAAUCCUUACUAGUCUGCAGGAUCACACUCAUGUGGCGUCUCUGCUGGGGUACAGCUGUCCUCCAGAUGCCUCUGAACCUCCCGCUCAGCCCUCCGACUCCACACAUGUGCCUGGCACUCACUCUGACACUCAUCCUGACACACAUUUGGCAGAGAUCCUCAUGAAAACUCUACUCAGGAACUUGGGCUUUUACACGGACCAGGCGUUUGGAGAGCUGGAGAAAAACAGUGAUAAGAUCUUGCAGGGAACAUCUUCAUCUGAUAGCAGCCAACCAGCACACCUCCAUGAACUGCUCUGCUCUUUGCAGAAACAACUGCUGGCCUAUUGCCACAUCAACUCUGUUACAGAGGGCUCCAGUAGUGUGGCGCUUCUCCAUAAACACCUGCAGUUGUUACUCCCUCACGCAACCGAUAUCUUCAAUCGCUCUGCAACCCUUCUGAGAGAAAGCUCUGGGAAUGGCAGCGUGCGUGAGAAGCUGCGAGAUGUGAUCUACAUGUCAGCAGCGGGCAGUAUGUUGUGUCAGAUUGUGACGUCGUUGCUGUUGUUGCCUGUUUGGGUGGCACGGCCUCUGCUCAGCUUCCUCUUAGACCUUCUUCCCCCUCUGGACCGUCUCAAUAAACUCCUGCCCGCAGCCACACCUCUAGAGGAGCAGGAGCUGCAGUGGCCACUACACGGCUCUCCAGAUCUGGUUGAUCCAGUGUGUGUGUCAGGACCAGCGCAGAGCUGGGUGUGGUUGGUGGAUCUGGAGCGCACCGCUGCUUUGCUGGUGGGACGUUGCCUUGGAGGAAUGUUGCAGGGAGCAGCACCCUCAGCAGAGGAACAGCACACCACCCACUGGCUCAAAACACCACUCUUUAGUAACGGCCUAGAGACUGAUAUACCACAGCUUGACGCAUGCAUUAGCUCUCUGCUGGAGGUGGCUCUGUGUGGAAAUGAAGAGCAAAGACCAUUUGACUGUCAGUUGCGUGCUGACAUGAGUGUGCUGGUGGAUUUGGCUCUUGGAUCUACUAAAGAGCCCACACACAGCCUGUGGUCAAACAUGCAAGACUAUGCCAUCAGCAAGGAUUGGGACAGCGCAUCACUGCCGAACGAGGCUCUGUUAGACACUGUGUCCCGUUUUGUACUUGCUGUCCUGCUGAAGCACACAGGGCUGCUGGGACAGGCGUGUGGAGAGGGCAGAUAUCAGCCUUGUAAACUGCUGGCAGAAGUGUAUCGCAGUGUUUAUAAGGUGCGGAAUCGCCUCUUGGCUUGCAAGAACAUGGAACUCAUCCAGACCCGGUCGUCAUCAAGAGAACGCAGAAUCUCUGAUAAUGUGGACUCUGUGGAGAUGGACCCUCAGGAACACUCUUUCACCCGGACCAUAGAUGAGGAGGCUGAACUGGAAGAGAGAGACCGGGAAAGAGAACGAGAAGAGGGUCAUCAGGAGCAGGAAGACGAGGAGGAGGAAAGAGAACACGAGGUCAUGACCGCAGGAAAAAUCUUUCAAUGUUUCCUAUCAGCACGAGAAGCAGUACGAGGAAGGGACCGGGACCGAACCGGAAGCAUGAGCGUGCAGGAAGAGCCUCCUCAGCCCGGUUCAGAGCGGCGCAACAGCACGACUCCUCAGGAGGGACAGGAUCUUUACACCACCUCCUGCAAUGCCGUCAUCCACCGCUGUGCCAUGCUCCUCCUGGCACUCAGCACACCGCUGGCUCAGCACAUAAAUCAGCAGCCUCUGACAGGUGGGGUCAACCAGGACGGAGGCGGGUUUAUGACGAGAAGCGAGAGUCUGUCGGCAGAGAGUCGGUCUAUCCAGAGCAGUCCCAGCUGCAGGCUCACAAAAUCCAGGAGCGAGUCUGAUCUGUCCCAGCCAGAGUCUGAUGAGGAGGGCUACUCACUGAAUGCGAGGAGGAAUGUGGAUCUGGAUUUAGCUUUCACUCCUAAAAAAAGAGGCUUCCUCUACAGUUCUCCAGACUCCUCUGCAGACUGGUUUGGGGGACGCUUAGCCCGCGAGUGUUUCUACAGCUCUUCACAGUCCUAUGAUGAGUCAGACCUCGACCUGAACCACUCACUCAGACUUCACGCGCUCAUCGAGAACAUCGUCAACUUCAUCAGUGGAGAUGUUGGAAAUGCUCCUGCCUUUAAGGAACCAGAAGAGAGCGUAUCCACGAGCCCACAGGCCAUUAUAAUAGCCAUGGAGCAGCAGCAGAGCCGGGCAGAAUUGCGCCUGGAGGCCCUUCAUCAGAUUGUGGUGUUGAUUUCUGGGAUGGAGGAGAAAAGCAGUCAGGCAGGCUCUGGAGGUGGAGCUGGACGCACAGGCCUCAGUUUUCACUCUGCAUCUCUGCUAACUUCAGUCAGACUGCAGUUCCUGUCGGGAUGUUUCGGCCUGGGGGCUGUCAGUAAUGGAGGGCCAAAGGGGGAGAAUGUCCAGCUACAUCAUUACCAGGAUGGAGUCAGAGCAGCCAAGAAGAGUUUACAGAUGGACAUUCAGACCGCUGUGCAUAAGAUCUAUCAGCAGCUGUCAGUCACAUUAGAAAGAGCCCUGCAAGCAAACAAACACCACAUAGAGGCCCAGCAGAGACUUCUAUUGGUGACGGUGUUCGCUCUAAGUGUGCGAUACCAGCCUGUUGAUGUUUCAUUAGCUAUUUCUAGUGGCCUUUUGGACGUUCUUUCUCAGCUUUGUGGGACAGAAACCCUUCUUGGACAAACGCUGCAACUCCUGCAAAAGCCUGCAGGCUCUCAGCUCAGCACUGCCCUCAAAGUGGCCAGCACCAGACUGUUACAGAUACUGGCCAUCAGCACUGGGACAUACGCAGACCGAUUGAGUCCUAAGGUGGUCCAGGCUCUGCUGGAUCUUCUGUGUAGUCAGCUGAAGACUCUGCUGGCUCAGGCUGCUGGAAACUCGCUCAAUGCAAGUACGGAUCUGCAGGAGAAGACGGACGACUGCGCUGAUGCUCAGAAGAAAGACUUUCGAGCAUUGCUGCGAAAGAGACACACAGCAGAGCUGCACCUCGGUGACUUCUUGGUGUUUCUGCGGCGAGUCGUCUCUUCCAAAGCCAUCCAGUCCAAGAUGGCGUCUCCUAAGUGGACCGAAGUCCUUCUUAACAUCGCUGCUCAGAAAUGCUGUUCAGGUAUUCCAUUGGUUGGUAACUUGAGGACACGGCUGCUGGCUCUGCAUGUUCUUGAAGCUGUUCUUCCUGCUUGUGAGAGCAGUGUGGAGGAUCAUCAGAUGACCCAGGUGGUGGAGAGGCUGUUUUCACUGCUCUCUGACUGUAUGUGGGAGGCACCUGUCGCUCAAGCCAAACACACCAUCCAACUAAAGGAGAGAGAGCAGGAACUCAAGCUACAGGGUGAGACAGAUGAGGAAGAAGAAAAUUUGCCUAUCCAGGAAGUGACGUUUGACCCUGAGAAGGCUCAAUGCUGUGUGGUGGAAAGCGGACAGGGUCUGACGCAUGGCAGUGGAGGCAAAGGCUACGGUCUGGCUUCCACUGGUAUUUCCUCCGGCUGCUACCAGUGGAAGUUUUACAUUGUCAAGGAGAAUCGUGGAAAUGAAGGCACGUGUGUGGGUGUUUCACGGUGGCCUGUGCAUGACUUUAACCACCGCACAACAGCAGACAUGUGGCUCUACAGAGCAUACAGCGGCAACCUCUACCAUAAUGGAGAGCAGACCCUUACGCUGUCCAGCUACACUCAGGGAGACUACAUCACCUGUGUGCUGGACAUGGAGGCCCGGACUGUGUCCUUUGGCAAGAACGGAGAGGAGCCCAAACUGGCCUUUGAGGAUGUUGAUGCUACAGAGCUUUAUCCUUGUGUUAUGUUCUACAGCAGCAACCCAGGGGAGAAGGUGAAAAUCUGUGACAUGCAGAUGAGAGGCACACCUCGUGACCUCUUACCCGGCGACCCAAUCUGCAGCCCGGUGGCCACUGUCCUUGCAGAGGCCACAACCCAACUGAUCCGCAUCUUGCACCGCUCUGAGCGCUGGACGCAAACCAUCAACCACAGCAUCCUCCAGCGGCUGCAGCAGAUCCGAUCCUGUCUGAGGGACGGAGCUCCUCCUGCAGGGGCCACCAGACUGCGCAAGAGCCGCUCGGCACAGAGCCGCGAGGAGCAGGAUGAGAAGGAAGAGGAGCGAGAGGAGGAGAGAGGCAGGAGCGGACGGCACGCAGCGGCAGAGCUGUCGGAGGUGCACCUGCGGACGCUGUGCCACCAGGUGUGGCCGGUGUUGGCGGUGAUUGGGGGUGUAGAUGGUGGGUUGAGGAUGGGGGGACGGUGUGUGCACAAGCAGACGGGGAGACACGCCACUCUGCUGGGUGUGGUGAAGGAGGGGAGCACUUCAGCUAAGGUGCAGUGGGAUGAGGCCGAGAUCACCAUCAGCUUCCCCACUUUUUGGUCGCCCAGUGAUACGCCGUUAUACAACUUGGAGCCAAUUGAGCCUCUUCCCUUUGACGUUUCCCGUUUCCGAGGCCUCACUGCAGCUCUUCUGCUGGACCUCACUGCUCUCGCCAGCCUGCAGGACGAUGGCAUUAAAUCCGCCUCCAGUCGACGCCAUGAGCGAAGACACCGACAUGAACCACAGGAGGAGCGAGAGAACGAGACACGCGGCAAACCAAAGGAGGGUACGGGAGACCUGCGUGUAUCCCACAGUUUAGAUGAGGUUCGAGCUCGUGCGCCACCAAACUCUCGCUCUGAAAGCGAGCUGGCUGCUUAUACCCAAGAUGCCACACAACAGACCCCAGCAGAGGGACGGCGCAGGCUGCAGGAGAUGGUAGGAUCCCGGGGAAGCUCACAGGAAGCUGCUGCGCAGGCGGAGGUGCAUGCAGUUCAGCUGUCCUAUUUGUAUUUGGGAGCGAUGAAGACCCUCAGUGUGCUCCUGAGCUGCAGCAAAUACGCAGAACUUCUGCUGAUCCCCAAAGUGACGCCAGACAGUGGUCAUAAUGCAGACUGUGCCAGCCCUGGGGUGAGUGUGUGCCAGGAGGAGGCCGAGUUGAGAUCAGCUCUGCAGUUUCUGAUGAGACACAUGGUGAAGCGGGCAGUGAUGAGGUCGCCUAUUAAAAGAGCACUCGGGCUGGCAGACCUGGAGAGGGCGCAGACCAUGAUCUAUAAAUUGGUGGUCAAUAGCCUGCUCGAGGAACAGGAAGGACAGAGUACCAAACCAGUGGACACAGAGUGUGAGGAGUUAGAGGGAGAGCAGCAGUUUCAGACUCCAGUCACCACCUCUCCUUCAGCCUCUAGCAGCACCUCCUUCAUGAGCUCCUCUCUGGAGGACACCACCACCGCAACUACACCCGUUACCGAUGCAGAGACCGCGCCAGCUUCUGAAUCUCCUGGAGUGAUGCCCCUCAGCCUGCUCAGGCAGAUGUUCUCUAGUUACCCAACCACCACCCUGCUGCCUGCACGUAGAGCUCAGACACCUCCUGUCUCAUCACUGCCCACCUCGCCUUCAGAUGAGCACGGCCGGAGACAAAGCCUCACAUCACCCGAGUCCCAGCCUGCCCGGACCACCAGCAGAGCAGCUUUAUCAGACCCCAGCAGUCGUCUCUCCACAUCUCCCCCUCCUCCUGCCAUUGCAGUGCCUCUACUAGAAAUGGGAUUCUCCCUCAGACAGAUCAUGAAGGCUUUAGAAGCAACAGCUGUAGGUGCACGAGGCGAGGCAGAUGCUCAGAACAUUACUGUUCUUGCCAUGUGGAUGAUCGAUCACCCGGGCACAGCAGACUCUGAGGAGACUUCAGACCCCUGCUCCGGGGCGGCCGGAGGAGGAAAGAGCACAGAGAGAAGUUUCCUGCGCUCUCCUGGAGACAUUCCUAAUGCUGACGCCACAGAGAUGGAGGAGGGGUUCAGUGAGAGUCCUGAAGGUCUCGAUCAGGAUUCAGCCUCUGCUGGGCCCACACCCAGAGGACGCUCUGCGGCCAGCCGGAAACACCGCUUUGACCUUGCUGCACGCACUUUACUAGCUCGAGCAGCCGGACUGUACCGCUCAGUGCAGGCACAUCGAACUCAAGCCCGUCGAGAAGGCUCUGGUCUGCAGCAGGAGUCUGGGCCUCUUGGAGCACUCUAUGACUUUAAUCUGGACGAAGAACUGGAGCUGGAAUUGGAUCAGGAAGCCAUGGAGGCCAUGUUCACCCAGGAGCUGGCAUCUGACUCUGACAUUCUGGGAAUGUGGAUCCCGGAGGUAUUGGACUGGCCAACAUGGCAUGUGUGCGAGUCAGAGGACCGCGAUGAGGUGGUCGUAUGUGAAUUAUGCGGGGUGAGUGUGUCCAGCUUCAACCAGCACAUGAAGAAAAGUCACCCAGGCUGCGGUCGCAGUGCCAACCGGCAGGGUUAUCGCAGCAAUGGCUCCUAUGUGGAUGGCUGGUUCGGAGGGGAGUGUGGAAGCGGGAAUCCCUAUUACCUGCUCUGUGGCAGCUGUAGAGAAAAAUACCUCAACAUGAAGAGCAAGAUCAAAGGACCACUGCCUGAAAGGUAUAAAGGUCAGGCUCCAGACUUGUUGGGAAAGCAAGACAGUGUUUAUGAAGAGGACUGGGACAUGUUGGAUGUAGACGAUGCAGAGCGCCUGACGGGUGAAGAGGAGUUUGAGUUGCUGUCUGCUCCGCUGGGUCUUAGUGAACGCAGACCCGUCCCAGAGGCUGUCCAUUUUUCCGACACUGACCCUCUCGGAGCCUCUGUUGCAAUGAUCACAGCCACCAACAGCAUGGAGGAAACUCUCUUGCAGAUAGGUUGCCAGAGCUCAGUGGAUAAAAGCUCCUCAGGCCGCUUGUCAUUGGGAGAGCAGGCAGCAGGUCUGCAGACGUCUGCUGAUCGUCUGGUGGCUCUGAAGAGAGUCACUGCGGCCGCACAGGUUCUGUUGGCCAGAACGAUGGUCAUGAGAGCGCUGUCCUUGCUGUCAGUUAGUGGGUCUAGUUGCAGUCUGGCUGCAGGACUGGAGUCUCUAGGCUUGACGGACAUCAGAACACUGGUGCGUCUGAUGUGUUUAGCGGCAGCAGGUCGAGCUGGACUGUCCACAGGCCUUGCUUUAGGUCCUGGAUCCUCUGAGCGCCCACGAGGUGCUAACAAACCUACCAAACCCAUCUCAUGUUUGGCAUACCUCAGUACUGCCGUCGGCUGCCUGGCAUCGAACAGCCCCAGUGCUGCCAAACUCCUGGUCCAGCUGUGCACACAGAAUUUGAUCUCAGCUGCCACAGGGAUGAAUCUGACCACAGUUGAUGAUCCAAUUCAGAGGAAGUUCCUGCCCAGUUUUCUUAGGGGAGUAGCUGAAGAAAAUAAGCUGGUGACAUCACCCAAUUUUGUGGUGACCCAGGCACUGGUGGCCCUGCUAGCUGAUAAAGGUGCCAGGCUUAGGCACGGAUAUGAGAAAGCUGAGCUGGAAAAGAGAGGGUUAAUUUCGCCUCUCUAUGCCCACCUCUCCUGUGCCCUUGCUGUAGGCCCAUUGGAGCUGGCAAAUGCGCUGGCGGCAUGUUGCCUCUCGUCCCGCCUGUCGUCACAGCACCGCCAAUGGGCCGCGCAGCAGCUGGUGCGUACACUGGCGGCUCACGACCGAGACAACCAGAACCACCCGCAGACCUUUGCAGACGUGGCUGGAGACCUAAGAAAGUGGUCCACUUUCAGACUCGAGGCCCAUCAGAGCAGGGUGAUUACAUGUGGGUGGAGUAAUAAAAAAGGCCUUCUGGCAACCAGUGGGAACGAUGGGACUGUCCGCGUUUGGAACGUGACCAAAAGCCAGUACACACUACAGCAGACGUGUGUCUUUAACAAAGCAGAUGACUCUUCAGAGGACUGUAUGAGUAAUCUGGGCUCACCAGGAGACCCAAAUUUGGCUCCAGUUGCUUGGAGUGUGAGUGGAAAGUACUUGGCUGCUGCCAUGGAAAAAAUAGUGAACAUUUGGCAAGUCAAUGGUGGAAAGGUCUCUUUGGAACUACAGCCUCAUUGGGUGUCGUCAUUGGCCUGGCCCGAAGAAGAGGCGGGGUCUCUGUGGGGUGGGGAGCCUCGAGAGCUCCUAUUGGUGGGUCGCAUGGAUGGUACGCUUGGCCUUCUUGAGGUUCUUGACGAUUCUGACAUGCAGAGAACUGAACUCCAGCACUGCUUCAGGAAAGAUGUGGCUGUCAUGCAGAUUGCAUGGUACAGUGAGGAUCGUCCAUUUGCAGUUGGAUAUGCUGAUGGAAAGCUUCUGAUUGGCUUUAAGGAACCAUUAGAGAAUGGAUCUGUGGUGGUUAUUGAUGCCCAUAAGGAAAGCAUCAGUUCAUUGCGCUGGGCUCCAGGUGGGCAAGUGUUAUUAAGCUGUGCUAAAGAGGAGAUUGUGCGUCUGUGGACUGGGUCAGGGACCGAUUUGGGCCAAAGCUGGACUUGUCUUCAAAGUAUUAUGCACCCUGCUGUUGUCAAUGCUGUUGCUUGGUGCAGCCUGCCUGGUCAAGGACCUAAACCUCUCAACAUGUUUGCCACAUGUUGUCAGAACGGGCUGGUAUCUGUGUGGACUGUACCGCAGGAUCCUUCAUCAUACUCUCAGUCCAGCACUGCCUGCCUUGAUGCAUGGUGGGAAUCAGACUCCAGAUCCAGACUGAAGCUGAAGCCCCAGUGGUGUGAAGGAGCGGUGUGUGUGUUUCAGCUGAGGGGUCACAUGACUCCUGUGCGGACAGUAGUGUUCAGUCCAGAUGGGCUUGCUCUGGUCUCUGGAGGAGUUGGUGGACUUUUGAACAUCUGGUCAUUGCGGGAUGGAUCAGUGCUGCAGACAGUUGUUGCUGGAUCUGGAGCCAUUUACAACACAGUUUGGAUCCCUGAUGUGGGUGUAGCGGUCUGCUCCAAUCGUUCAAAGGAUGUUCUGGUUGUAAAUAGCUCAAUGGAGUUCAUGGCAACCAAUCACGUGUUGGCAACCUGCCGCACAGCGCUGAAGAAGCAGGGUGUUGUGGGAUUGAACAUGGCCCCAUGCAUGAGAGCCUUCCUGGAGAGACUUCCUAUAAUGCUUCAGGAGCAGUAUGCAUAUGAGAAGCCUCAUGUGGUGUGCGGAGAACAGCUCGUCCACAGUCCAUACAUGCAGUGUCUGGCGUCUCUGUCGGUGGGUCUGCAGCUGGACGUCCUGCUGUGUCACCCUCCUGUCCCGCCUCACCUGACCCACUGCCCACCUGAGCCAGGCUCCUCCUCCAUCCCAUCCCACGGCUCCUGGGCCAGCAGUGAGUGGGCCUGGCUUCACUGCUUCUCCACCACCAUUAAAACAGCUGAGGCCCUCGCACGCGGACAUACCUUUCCAGAGUCUUUCAUCGUCCCGGACCUGGAGCCUGUGGCCAAAGACAAACUAGCACUGCUUAUGGACAACAGCAAGUGGGUGUCUGGGAUGGAUGAGCAGGUCAUGUCUUGGGCCACGUCCAGACCAGAGGACUGGCACCUUGGAGGAAAGUGUGAUGUGUUUUUAUGGGGUGCUGGCAGGCACGGGCAACUCGCGGAGGCAGGCCGAAACAUUCUGGUGCCAACGCUUGCUCCCUCUUUUUCCCAAGCCCAGCAGGUUGUUUGUGGGCAGAACUGCACAUUUGUGAUCCAGGCUAACGGCACAGUGUCUGCAUGUGGAGAGGGCAGUUAUGGUCGUCUUGGACAGGGGAAUUCAGACGAUCUGCAUGUCCUUACUGUCAUAUCUGCUCUGCAAGGGUUUGUGGUCACUCAGCUGGUGACGUCCUGUGGCUCUGAUGGCCAUUCGAUGGCUCUGACUGAGAGCGGUGAGGUGUUCAGCUGGGGAGAUGGCGAUUAUGGGAAACUGGGCCACGGGAACAGCGACAGACAACGCCGACCACGACAGAUAGAAGCACUGCAGGGAGAAGAGGUGGUGCAGAUGUCGUGUGGAUUUAAACACUCUGCAGUAGUGACAGCGGAUGGAAAGCUUUUCUCCUUUGGUAAUGGAGACUAUGGCAGAUUGGGACUGGGAAAUACCUCAAACAAGAAGUUACCAGAGAGAGUCAGUGCCCUGGAGGGCCACCAGGUCGGCCAGGUUGCAUGUGGGCUGAAUCACACUUUGGCAGUAUCAGCUGAUGGAAUGACUGUCUGGGCGUUUGGAGAUGGAGACUAUGGCAAACUGGGAUUGGGAAACUCAACAGCCAAAUCUUCCCCACAGAAAGUGGAUGUGUUGUGUGGAAUUGGCAUUAAGAAGGUGGCGUGUGGCACACAGUUCUCAGUUGCUUUAACCAAAGAUGGAAAUGUGUACACAUUUGGGCAGGAUCGUUUGAUUGGUCUGCCGGAGGGUCGAGCACGAAAUCAUAACCGGCCUCAGCAGGUCCCUGCUUUAACAGGUGUGUUUAUUGAGGACGUGGCUAUAGGGGCUGAACACACACUCACUCUUUCUUCAACUGGAGAUGUGUAUGCCUGGGGCAGCAACUCAGAAGGACAGCUGGGCUUGGGCCACACCAAUCAUGUCAGAGAGCCGACACUCAUUAGUGCUUUACAAGGCAAAAAUAUCCAGCAGAUCUCUGCAGGACGCUGUCAUAGUGCAGCAUGGACUGCACCGCCUGUCCCGCCACGUGCUCCAGGUUCAUCAGUGCCUCUGCAGCUGGGUUUGCCCGUGUGUGUGCCUCCUCAGUACAGUGGUCUUAGAGAGGUCAGCAUGGAGGCUCUGAGAGCCCGACUGCGCCUGCUCUACCACUUCUCUGACCUCAUGUAUUCAUCAUGGAGACUGCUAAACCUCAGCCCCAACAACCAGAGCUGCACAUCCCGCUACAAUGCUGGUACAUGGGGUAUAGUCCAGGGUCAGCUGAGACCCCUGCUGGCCCCUAGAGUUUACACACUACCCAUGGUGCGCUCGAUCGGGAAAACCAUGGUGCAGGGCAAGAACUACGGCCCACAAAUCACAGUUAAAAGAAUUUCUACACGGGGGAGGAAGUGUAAACCCAUCUUUGUGCAGAUCGCCAGGCAGGUUGUGAAGCUGAACGCAUCUGAUCUGAGGUUGCCAUCACGGGCCUGGAAAGUCAAGCUGGUUGGAGAGGGAGCAGAUGAUGCUGGAGGAGUGUUUGAUGACACCAUCACUGAGAUGUGCCAGGAGCUAGAGACAGGAGUAGUGGAUCUUCUUAUCCCUUCUCCAAAUGCCGCAGCAGAGGUGGGCUAUAAUAGAGACAGGUUCUUGCUGAAUCCUUCAGCCUGUCUGGAGGAGCACCUGCUGCAGUUCAAGUUUUUAGGCAUCCUGAUGGGAGUCGCCAUCCGCACCAAGAAGCCUCUGGAUCUGCACCUGGCGCCGAUGGUGUGGAAGCAGCUGUGUUGUAUCCCGCUCAGCCUGGAGGAUCUGGAGGAGGUGGACCUGUUGUAUGUACAGACCCUCAACAGCAUCCUACAUCUGGAGGACAGUGGCAUCACGGAGCAGAACUUCCAUGAGAUGAUUCCACUGGACUCAUUUGUCGGCCAAAGUGCGGAUGGUAAAAUGGUUCCCAUCAUUCCCGGAGGAAACAGUAUCCCGCUGACAUUCUCCAACAGGAAGGAGUAUGUAGAGCGGGCCAUUGAGUAUCGACUCCAUGAAAUGGAUCGUCAGGUGGCGGCGGUGCGCGAGGGCAUGUCCUGGAUCGUGCCGGUUCCUCUGCUGUCGUUACUGACGGCGCGGCAGCUGGAGCAGAUGGUCUGCGGGCUGCCAGAGAUCAGCGUGGAGGUGCUGAAGAAGGUGGUGCGCUACAGAGAGGUGGAUGAGCAGCAGCAGCUAGUGCAGUGGUUCUGGCAGACGCUGGAUGAUUUCUCCAAUGAGGAGAGGGUGCUCUUCAUGCGCUUCGUCUCGGGACGCUCACGACUGCCCGCCAACACUGCUGACAUUUCUCAGAGGUUUCAGAUCAUGAAGGUGGACCGGCCAUACGACAGUCUUCCCACCUCUCAGACCUGCUUCUUCCAGCUCCGCCUUCCACCCUACUCUAGCCAAUCAGUGAUGGCGGAGCGGCUCCGUUACGCUAUUAAUAACUGCCGUUCCAUAGACAUGGACAACUACAUGCUGUCCCGCAAUGUGGACAAUGCAGAGGGUUCAGACACGGAUUACUGAGCCCCCUCCACAUCAAUCAACUCUGUGCGGGACUCCAUUAAGUAUUUGGUGCAGGCUUUUAUGAUUUUAUGAUAACAGAUGUUUUCACGAACACAUAAUCAAGUCUUUUUAUUUCACCUUUGGUUUCUUAGCAAUUCAGCAGAACUUGCCGCACAAUCUGUUUACACAUGCGUACAGACACGCACACACACGCAGGCACCUACAUGUGUGCUGAUGUGUAGUCUUUACGUUAAAGCACAGUCUCUGCUCUUCAGUUGUUUGGUUCUGCCUUCUUUUUCAGGAUAUUCUGCAUGAAGAGUGUUUGUUUUAUUUAAAAAACUGUAUAGAAUAAUGACAAAAAAAGACAAAUAUUGUACAUUGUGUAUAAUGCUUCAUUAGGAAAUUGUUUUACAUGAGUAUCUGUAUUUAUUUCCAUUUUUUGAAACGCCUACACCAGGUUUCUUAUGUCAGAUGCAAUAAAUGGUUGAAUCUGAAA
Molecule: messenger RNA, 15291 nt
Organism: Danio aesculapii
Lineage: Eukaryota; Metazoa; Chordata; Actinopteri; Cypriniformes; Danionidae
Gene: herc1
Product: HECT and RLD domain containing E3 ubiquitin protein ligase family member 1
Exons: 78
Coding region: 210-14816 (4868 amino acids)
Molecular function (GO): protein binding; ubiquitin-protein transferase activity
Source: RefSeq, a predicted model, not a curated record